Molecule: messenger RNA, 2020 nt
Organism: Rhopilema esculentum
Lineage: Eukaryota; Metazoa; Cnidaria; Scyphozoa; Rhizostomeae; Rhizostomatidae
Product: N-chimaerin
Biological process (GO): regulation of GTPase activity; signal transduction
Molecular function (GO): GTPase activator activity
Source: RefSeq, a predicted model, not a curated record
UAACAGGGUUCUCAAACUGAAGACUUGACCUAAAGAGUGGGAAAGAAUGUCUGUGAAGGAGCAUCUGUUCUCGCCUAGAGUGACCACUUCCUUGUCAGAUCUACCCGAAACUCGACUACGCACCAUACAAAAUGCUCUAGGGUGCAUCUAGCACUUUUAAAGAUUCUAAAUAUCAUGGAUAAAAGGACCAGUGUUACGGCUGAUGAAGAAGCUGAAUACUAUGCCAUCGAGCCUGGUUGGAAAUCCUAUUUAUACCAACUUCAACUCAGGGCCCCCCAGCCAAAGCCAGUUGUCUGCACUAGAAAGGAAGAAGACCAGCCAUACUUCUAUGAUAAUGAGUAUCAUGGUAGCAUAUCAAGAGCAGAGGCUGAACAGCUGGUUUCUGGUGAAGAUGGGCUGUAUCUCACUCGAAAAAGUCAAAAUAAACCAGGGACUUAUGCCUUGACAUUUAGUUUUGGUGGGAUUGCAAGAAAUUUCAGGCUUUAUUAUGAUCAUUCAGAAAACUCUCACUAUGUAGCUGAAAAAAGAUUUGAAUCAGUGUAUGAUCUGGUAGCUGAUGGACUGAUUACAAUGUAUAUGGAUGCUAAUGCCAAAGAUUACAUAGAUGACAUGGCAAUAAAAGUUCUAGAAGAUGGGAAAGUUUCACAAAAUGUAGCAACCGAAAAGCGACAGUCACUGGAAGUAACCAGCAAUCAGAAUGACCAGAUUGAAGGAAGACAAAAGUUAGAUAGCGUUUCUAAAAGGAAAAGCAUAAAGCCAUCAGAACUGGAAAAACACCAUAAUUUCAAGAUUCAUAAUUUUUAUGGACCACAUUGGUGUGAUCAUUGCAAGAAUUUCAUGUGGGGUUUGAAAGCGCAGGGCGUGAAAUGUCAAGACUGUGGAUACAACGCUCACAAGCAAUGCUCCGACCGCAUUCCUGCCCGAUGUGCCCCUGACAAGCGUCUUGUGAAAAGAGUAUUUGGUGUGGAUUUAACGACGGUUGUCAAGGUGUACAAUUCAAAGAGACCAGCUGUUGUUGACACGUGUAUCAGUGAGGUUGAGAGUCGAGGUUUGACCCAAGAAGGUAUCUACAGGAUAUCAGGCUUUGCUGACGAUGUGGAAAACUUGAAAAACACUAUCGAUAAAGAUGGAUCUGUGCCAGACUUGAGCGAGAAAUCCUUUUCUGAUAUCCACGUUAUUUCUGGAGUUUUAAAACUCUACUUUCGCUCGUUACCUAUUCCACUUAUAACAUUUGAAACGUAUGGAAUUUUCAUAUCAGCAUCAAAAAUCACCGACAACGUUGAAAGAAUUAGAGCUUUUCACAGUGCUCUGAUGAAAUUACCUGCUGCUCACUACGAAACAUUGAAAUUUCUCAUGAGGCAUCUGCAAGGGGUUACACGGUGUCAAGCAAUAAAUCGUAUGACGUCACAUAAUCUUGGAGUUGUUUUUGGGCCUACGUUGCUGAGAGCCCCAGACUCAGAAGCAAUGGCUGCUAUUGCAGACCUUCCUAAUCAAAGACUUGUUGCUGAAAUACUUAUUAACGAGCAGGAUAUAUUGUUUGACAAUUAGAUCUCUGCACACCCCGUAAUAUUUUCUAGCAGACUUUUCCUUUUUUGUCUCCAGCCCCCAUAUUUUUUUAAAAGUUUUUCUUCUUUAAAUAUCCAAAUAUUCAUCUUGUAAGAUGCAGAACUCUAUGGUCAAGAAUAUUUAGGGAAAUUAUUUGUUAUAAAGAUUUUUAAUGUACAUAGUAAAGAAACUUUUGUCUGUAUCAGUUAAAAGUAUAUGCCUUAAAAGGUUAUCAGUAAAGUAGCCUAAAACCACCCCUUUAAAUGUGGAAGAUAACUUUUUCAUUUCCAGUUAAUUUUUUAAUUUCAGCCUACUUUAUCGUUUUUAAACACAAACAGCCUGGUUUUUUCUCGUAAUUUCAAGGUGCUUUAUGCUCCUAGUCAGUCUAAGAAAAGACCUAUUAAUAUGUAAUAUGUUUUAAACACACGAAUAAAUAACAAACAUUACCUGUUAGAAAACUAUAUAGCUAUGUUUA